Messenger RNA from Camelina sativa (false flax), 336 nucleotides. The record is from RefSeq and is a predicted model, not a curated record. NCBI's taxonomy places the organism in Eukaryota, Viridiplantae, Streptophyta, Magnoliopsida, Brassicales, Brassicaceae.
CUAGCUCCUGUCAAGCAGAAGCUAGCCGAUGCCGCUUCUAAUAACCGCGUUGGAUCGGCUGCAAUCGCCGACGUUCUCCAGAUCUCCGGCGACCAUGCGCGUCUCGUUCUCGAGACUCUUGGUUCCGUUCUUCAUUCCGAGUCCGACCCUCUGGUUAAGGCCAAACCUGAGGAAGUUGAUUCCGUCGGAGCUGAUUUGCGGGAUCUAAUUUUGUUUCUGUACAUUCAAUCGUAUAAGAAGUUGCUUCCUAGGACGCACAAGGACUCCGCUGCUGUGGCUGAUGUGUGGCCAUCCACUUCAGCUUUUGAUGGAUACUUGUCUGCGUUAUCGCCAAUU